AUGAAACUUCUAAGCUGGAACUGUCAGGGUUUGGCCAACCCUUGGACAGUGAGUGCCCUUCACUCUCUAUGCUGGAGAGAUAGGCCAAAUAUCGUCUUUCUUAUGGAGACGAUGAUUGAUGCGAACGUUCUGGAGAAACUCCGUAAUCGAUGCGGUUUUUCUAACGGUAUUUGUUUGAGUAGUACUGGACAUUCUGGUGGUUUGGGUUUGUGGUGGAAUGAUUUAGAUGUUACUGUGGUAUCUUUCUCAGCUCACCACAUUCAUGUUGUGUUGGACGAGGAGAAGAAUCCGGCUUGGAAUGCGUUCGGGAUAUAUGGUUGGCCGGAAACAGCUAAUAAAUACUUGACUUGGCAGCUUCUGCGACAUGUGAAGGACCAAUGUUCAUUACCCUUACUUUUCUUUGGUGAUUUUAAUGAAAUCACUAGCAUUGAGGAAAAAGAAGGGGGGGGGGGGGUAUAUAGGAGUGAGAGGCUAAUGGAUGCUUUUCGUGAGGCUAUGGAUGACUGCGCAGUUAAAGAUCUCGGGUUCAAGGGUAACAAGUUUACUUGGCAGAGGGGUAACUCACCUACUACUUUAAUCAGAGAGAGGUUGGACCGGAUGCUAGCAAAUGAUGAAUGGUGUGAUUUGUUUCCGUCAUGGGAAGUGCUUCACCUUCCCCGAUACCGUUCAGACCAUGCCCCGUUAUUGCUCAAAACGGGAAUUAAUGACUCUUUCCAGAGAGGGCAGAAGAUGUUCAAGUUUGAGGCCAUGUGGUUGUCGCAGGAGGAAUGUGGGAAAGUUGUUGAAGAGGCAUGGAGUGGUUCGUGCGGGGAAACUAUUGCUAGGAGGCUCGAGUGUGUGUCGAGUGACCUGUCAUGUUGGGCGACAAAAAAAUUCGGGGACUUGAAAAAAAGAAAGAAGAAGGCGUUGGAUAAUCUGAAUGCACUGCACCAACGUGCACCUGAUGCGAUGGUUCUUGAGCAAUGCCGAAAAGUCUCGAAUAAACUUGAUGAAGUUCAUCGACUCGAGGAGUCUUACUGGCACGCCCGUGCGCGGGCAAACGAACUUCGUGAUGGGGAUUAA
This is a messenger RNA of Beta vulgaris subsp. vulgaris (sugar beet), 1062 nucleotides long. RefSeq lists its product as uncharacterized. Gene Ontology annotation, molecular function: catalytic activity. The transcript has a single exon. The coding region runs from base 1 to 1062 and encodes 353 amino acids. The record is from RefSeq and is a predicted model, not a curated record. Lineage: Eukaryota; Viridiplantae; Streptophyta; Magnoliopsida; Caryophyllales; Amaranthaceae.